UGCCUUGCCUUUUCAGGUGCAAAAAACUGGGUGACUUGAGUGUGGAUGAGUUUUUAACCUCUGGAUUUGAUUCCGAUGUGGCUGAGGAUUCGGUGGAAGAUGCUCCAGAUUCUGGGGAAGAUGAGGGUAGAAAGCUGCCUUCAAAGGUUGACAGCAAAAAGAAACCAGGGUGUAAUUUGAGACCAGCGAAAAGGAAAAUAAAUAAAGGCCAUGCUUCGCAGCAUAAAGACCAGCUCUCUCGACUAAAGGAACGAGAUCCAGAAUUUUACAAGUUCCUGGAAGAAAAUGACAAGACUCUGCUUAAUUUUGAUGACUCCGACAGUUCUGAUGAAGAGGAAGGCCUUCAUGUGUUGCCUGAAAAAUUAGAGGAAGCAAGGGAUGAGGAGGAGGAGGAAGAAGAAAGAACGAUUAAGCGAAAAAAGUUUGACUUCAUCACAGUGACAUUGAAAAUGGUGGAACAGUGGAAGGAAGCUGCAGAGAGGAAACUCUCGCCUCGGCUGUUCCAUGAGAUCGCUCAGGCCUUCAAAGCCUGCGUGGUCACCGCCAAAGGGGAAUCGGCAGGGCCGGAUUCUGGCAAGUUCAAAGUCACAGACAGCGCAGUCUUCAACGUGCUCGUCUCCUUCUGUGUCCGUGACCUCUUUGUCCUGCUGCAGAGAUUGCUUCAGGUGAAACCUGCGAAAAACAGAUCAAAGUUAGUCUUGCCUUCCUCCAGCCCACUGUGGAGCAAGUUACGGUUGGACAUCAAAAUGCACCUUGGCUGUACCAUCCAGCUCCUGUCUUGUUUAACUCAAACCUCGGUAACAACAGCCGUCCUCCAGCACAUCAGUGCCAUUGUGCCUUUUUACCUGAGUUUUCCCAAACAGUGCCGCGUGCUACUUAAGCAAACUAUUCGACUCUGGAGCACAGGUGAGGAAGUUGUGAGGGUUCUAGCUUUCCUGGUGCUGAACAAAAUCUGCCGGCACAAGCAAGAUGCCUACUUAGCCUCUAUUCUCAAGCAAAUGUACAUUUCCUACGUCAAGAACUCGAGGUUCACCUCUCCCAACAUCCUACCCCUGAUCAACUUCAUGCAGCGGACUCUGAUAGAGAUGUACGCCCUGGACCACUGCGUUUCCUACCAGCAGGCCUUCAUUUACAUCCGCCAGCUGGCCAUCCAUUUGCGUGGUGCCAUGACCAUAAAGAAGAAGGAAAACUGUCAGUCCGUUUACAACUGGCAGUACAUCCACUGCCUAUAUUUCUGGUGCCGGGUUCUGAGUACGAUGCAUCCAAACGAAGUCAUGCAACCUUUGAUUUAUCCCUUGACCCAAGUCAUCAUUGGCUGCAUUAAGCUGGUACCUACAGCUCGUUUCUACCCUCUGCGCAUGCACUGCAUUCGAGCACUGACCCUGCUGUCGGAGAGCACUUGCACAUUCAUUCCCAUCCUGCCCUUUAUUUUGGAGGUUUUCCAACAGGUGGACUUCAACAAGAAACCGGGGCGCAUGAGCGCCAAGCCUAUUAACUUCGCAGUCAUCUUGAAGCUCUCCAAUGCCAACCUACAGGAGAAGGCCUUCCGGGACGGCCUCCUUGAACAGCUCUAUGACUUGACUCUGGAAUAUCUCCACAGCCAGUCCUACGCAAUCGGCUUCCCAGAACUGGCUCUGCCUGCCAUCCUUCAGCUGAAGUCCUUCCUGAAGGGGUGCAAGAUUGCCAACUAUUGCAAAACCGUCCGUCAGCUCUUGGAAAAACUGCAGGAGAACUCUGCGUAUGUCACCGCCAAGCGCCAGAAAGCUUCCUUCGGCGUCUCCAAUCGGGAGGCUGUGGAGCAGUGGGAAAAAAAUGUAAAAGAAGAAGGAACUCCACUAAUGACAUAUUACGUGACUUGGAAGAAACUGCGAGAGAAGGAAAUACAGCUGGAAAUUACUGGCAAAGAGCGGCUGGAAGAUCUAAACUUCCCUGAAAUCAAACGGAAGAAGCCAGGCGAAAAGAAAGAUGACGACAAGAGGGAAUUUAAGGACCUCUUUGAGAUGGAGAGCAGUUCGGAAGACGAAGAAAACUCUGGUGUCUUUUCCAUCAAAGCGAAAGGCAAGAAGGGGGCUGAAGACGGUGCUCCCGUGAGCAGCAGCGAGGAAGAGGAAGGGGAGUACGAAGUCGACAGCGAGGAGGAGGAGGAGGAGAACUCGAGCGAUCCAGAUGGGGGCAAAAGGGCCGUGCCUGGAGGCCGGGGCCGAAAACCACUGUCUCGGGCAGAGCUGCAACAGCUGGCACGAGGAGGAGAGGAUGUGGUGGAAGACUUGGCCUUCUCCGACGGGGACUGAUGGACGGGCUGGGGGGGAUGAUCGGACAGCUGUU
Messenger RNA from Candoia aspera, 2325 nucleotides. RefSeq names its product NOC2 like nucleolar associated transcriptional repressor (gene NOC2L). Gene Ontology annotation, biological process: negative regulation of transcription by RNA polymerase II; ribosomal large subunit biogenesis. Bases 450 to 2291 code for a protein of 613 amino acids. The transcript has 18 exons. Gene Ontology annotation, cellular component: Noc2p-Noc3p complex; Noc1p-Noc2p complex; nucleolus. Gene Ontology annotation, molecular function: transcription corepressor activity; histone binding. The record is from RefSeq and is a predicted model, not a curated record. NCBI's taxonomy places the organism in Eukaryota, Metazoa, Chordata, Lepidosauria, Squamata, Candoiidae.